Arctia plantaginis is the source of this 822-nucleotide messenger RNA. The record is from the annotation of a GenBank genome assembly. NCBI's taxonomy places the organism in Eukaryota, Metazoa, Arthropoda, Insecta, Lepidoptera, Erebidae.
AUGCCAAUUAAAAAGAAGGUCCACCCCGAGAAUCCCGAAUGGACUUGUUUCGAGCAGAGCGCCCUCCUAGACGUCAAGAACUUUUUUGGUCUUGAAAACACAGUGGAAAAGAUCGCCAUGAAACAGUAUGCCUCCAACGUUGCCAAGGGUAAAGAGUUAAUUGAAUUAUUCAUGAAGGAGGUUAUCCAGGAAGGAAUAACGGAACUGUACCCCUGGUCACACGAUGACCCGGAAUACAAUCAAGAACUCCGGCGAAUACUCUCAAGAGGAAAAGAACCGUUGUCGCCGAGACCAGUCCUUCAGUCCAAAAAACACACGCCAGCAGGUUCCGACGAAGCUAUUUCCCUACCUACGACAACGGAGAUUAAAGAUAUUAAAAACAAAGUGUUUAAAGAAAGCGAUAGCGACAAACCCUCAUUACCUCCAAGCAUUGAGCAAAACGGCGCCGAUUUAAGCAUGCCAGCGACUAGUUCCACUGCCUCACGAAACUCAGUCCCGGAAACCAAGAAAUCGAAAUCUAGCUGGCUAAAAAACCAGAACGCCUGGCGGAAGACACAGAAGAAUACUUCAUCAUCUAGAUUUGAUUCUACUCCUGCGCGAAGAACGCGUUCGAAUCAUAAUAGCUCGAACAACUCGACUCAGCACAUAUUUGAAGAUAGCACUCCUGAUAGUAGCAGUAUCAGUAGGCCAUGUUACUGCGAGCAGACGAUGGUCGACCUCUUGAACAGGUGGGACAAUCUCUUGAUGCUGCUCGUCUGUGCGAUGGUCAUUCUAAUCAUCAUGUCGUCAUCAGCUUAUUUCAAAAGAGACAGACACAUGUAA